This is a messenger RNA of Symbiodinium pilosum, 1212 nucleotides long. The record is from the annotation of a GenBank genome assembly. Lineage: Eukaryota; Dinophyceae; Suessiales; Symbiodiniaceae.
AUGGCGUCCGAAACACUUGCCCCCGACAGCGCUCAAUCGAGUGGGCUGCCGGCAAAGAAGUUCCACUCGCCAAGCGUCAGCCGUGGACUCACCGAACGCUACUCGCUGACGACGGAUUCUACGACAGACUUGGUCGCAAAGCGACCAGUAUCUACUGGACUGGGCGCCCAGACCGUGCCAAACUUACGGCGGCUGCUCGUCGGGCUCGGCUCCUUCGAGCGUCCGAGUCUCGGUCGGAUGGGACUCGGCUGGCAAGUCGGAGCAGCGAAUAGCGAGAUCGCCGUGGCGGACCGGUUGGCCGUGGGCGGAAUCAUGACGCGAACAACGCUGAUGUUGACGCUUGCGGUGUCGAGUGCGCUGAUCGGCCAGCACGCCUACGGCGAUCAGGCGGCGGACGAAGCCCUGAUCAGGAAGUCGGUCGCGGACUACGUGGGCGCCUUCAACCGUGGGGACGCGGCCGCGGUGGCCGCGCUGUGGUCGCCAGAAGCGGUCUACACAGAUCCGGGCAGCGGCGAGCAGCUCGUCGGGCGUGAGGCGAUCAAAGCUCAGUUCUCGGGUGUUUUUGCUUCUGGCGACAGCCCAACCCUUGCCGCCACGACCGAUUCCAUCGAGUUUGUUUCGCCGAACGUCGCCAUUGAGCGCGGGACCGCGGUCGUCAAGCUGCAGGGCGAUCAGCAGGAGGAAACUCAGUACACGGCUGUUUACGUCAGGCGUGACGGGAAGUGGCUGCUCGACCGAGUCUCGGAGGAGCAAACUGAGGCCGCAAGCUCCAACUACGACCAUCUCAAAGAGCUCGAAUGGAUGAUCGGCGAGUGGGUCGACCGCGACGAUCAGGCCGUAGUUGCGACCUCCUGCCAGUGGACCAAGAACCGCAACUUCAUCACCCGCAUGUUCGGGGUCAGUAUAGGUGACCGCACCGAUUUCUCGGGGCUGCAGAUCAUCGGCUGGGACCCCGCCGCGAAGCAGCUCAAGUCGUGGGUGUUUGACUCCGACGGCGGGUUCGGGCAAGGCGCCUGGACGCGGAAGGGCGAAUCCUGGCACAUCCACACCACCGGCGUGGCGCCGGACGGCAGCCAGUCGUCAGCGUUGAACGUCAUUACCCGCGUGGACGACAACACCCUGACUUGGCAGUCGCUCGACCGCAAGGCAGGCGGUGAGCUGCUCCCCAACGUCGACGAGGUGGUCGUCGUUCGGCAGACGGACGCGGAGUAG